CAUCAGACGUAUUGUAAAUGGUUGGUGUCGGGCACUCCUAAUUGUAGUGUACAUCGGAUCUUUGGCAACGGCAGGCCGAUUAAUUCUCAAUUUCGCUCCCACGGAUGCGCUUUGCUGCGCACGGUUCUCAGGGAUUGUUUCUGUUGCCAUAACGGUGGAUUGUUUUCGCCGGGACUUUGAGGGAGAUGGUUCACGCUUGGCGUGAUCCCUGCGAUGCAAUAUUUCGUUGUCUGCUAGUUUGGAUGUUUUGGGCAAUAAUGUGUUGUUGAAUAGUUAGGUUUUGGGGAAGUCGGGGACGUUAGAUCAUGACCAAGGAUUCUGAGUUUAGUUUCCAGGAGCAGUGUGGGACGUUGUAUUAACGUAGGUUUCCGCUACGUUAGAUUAUGUUGCGACUUAUUCUUGCGAUUGGGUAUUGUGGAGGGUGUGUAAAGUGAAGGUGUCUGUGUUCUGGGAGGUCUAGAAGAUUCAUUCAAGUCGAACAAUCACAUUGGGAUAGAUUUAUAUUUUCGUUGUACUCAGGACGGGAAUCACGAGGAUAACCUGGAAAAGGAGUGUACCACAAGAUAGGAGCUAAUGAUGGGAAGAAGUCGAGGGGGGGGAUUGUGGUGGGAUGUUUAGGUUAUCUUUGGCGAGAAGGUCCAAUAUGUAUAAUACAGUGGGCAGGCUCAUCUCGCAGGGAGUGUACACCGUUGCGGGCCCAUUCCACCCCUUCGGAGGCGCUGUUGAUAUUAUAGUUGUACAGCAGCAGGAUGGCUCGUAUAAGAGUUCUCCCUGGUACGUCAAGUUUGGGAAAUUUCAGGGCGUUCUGAAGCGGAGCGAGAAAGUUGUGAAUAUCGCCGUAAACGAUGUAAAUGUCAAAUUUCAUAUGUAUUUGGACUCCACAGGGGAAGCUUAUUUUUUGAAAGAUGCGGAGCCAGAGAAGGAGCCCUCGCCGUCGCAACUCGCAAUUACUGCCGGUGAUGAAGUGCUGGCAAUUGAAGACGCCCCCAGCAAGUUGGAGGAUGGGUCGGAAAGUAAAGAAGAAUUUGCGGAUGCGAAGGAAGAAGCGGAAGAAGCCGAGAGCAGCGACGAGAAGGACAGCAAUCUGGAGCUGAGGUUUGAAGGGAGAAAAGCAUCUUAUCUACUUGUGCAGCAGGUUGGAAUGAGGACAUUAUCUUUAGCAUGUUCUCGAGCUGCGGAAGAAGCCAAACAAUUCACGGAACCUUCGGAGAGCAGUUCAUUCAAGGAGGACACAGACAUUACUAGGAAAAAUGAGCUUUUGGAGAAAAGUACAUCGGAGGGAGACGCGCAUAUUACAGGGAAAGAUGAGAUUCCCGAGAGUAGUACACUAACGCACGAUUUAGACGUCGCAGGGGCCAUCGAAUAUCUGGAGAUUAGUACAUUGAAGAAGGAUACAGAAGCUUUAGGGGAUGCUGAGUUUUCUGAGAGUAUUUCACUGAAGGAAGAUAGUGUAGACUUUAUAGUUGAUACUGAAACGCUGGACAGUAACGCAUUUAAGGAGGAAUCCAGAACAAUAGGGGAGCCUUCGGAUGUUUUACUCUCCUCAUUAGCAACUUUGAAGUUGAGAAGCAAUUUUGAAACUUCUAUUGAAGAAUUAGAAAAUGCAACAGGUGGAUCUGUUGUUAAUGCAUUUCUGAAGCAGGCCGUGGGGCUUGAGGUUUCGCAGCAAGCAGGGCGUCCUUCUACUUCACUUGUUGCGCAGGCUGCUCUUGCUUCAGUCGCUAAGGCUGCCUGGGAGUCAGGUGGUGAAGGUUUAUCCAAUAGCCUUGGAACUGGAGCCAGGGAUUCGUUCGAGGUUUUUAAUAAUAGGGGGGAGGUUGUUGCUGAAGGCUUUCGCAUGAGAAAAUCGAAGUCUUUGAAUAUGGGUUCAAGAUCGAGUGCCGAUGAACCGGUACGUGUCAGACGAGUAAAAAGCGAAUCAGAUUUGAGGCUUCUCAAUACUGAUGGCAGAAGAAUGAAAGGUGAAUCUGGACUGGGUCCUAAUAACAUUGAGGACAACUCCCCCGAGCUUUCAACUCUUACGAUCGCUAGUGCAGAUGGAGUUGUUGUUCUUCACACUCCUAGACGCGGCAGUCCACCACCAUUGCCUUCACAAGAUGAUCAAAUUCAACAACAGCCUAUUAUGUACGAAGCAGAUGGAUUUGAGAAACCCUUGGUCUUGGGCAUGCUGUCCUUCGAUAAUGUUGUCUCAGAUGAGGCACAAGGCGAUAAUCAAGUAGAAAAAACUGAUCCUUCUCCGGUUAAAAAGGAGGUAAAUGCAUUGAUUUCUACAGCAGGUAGUGGAUGGAAACUCUGGCCGUUUCCAUUGCGACGUCCUAGAACACCUGAAACGAACGGAUCCAGGCCAAUAAUUUCUUCGCAAGCAUUGCUGGUAGCUCAGAAUGCUGCAGUGAACACUGCGAUUGUGAAUAACCUGAUCCCAGAUAAAGACUACUAUCGCUCAAGGAAGAAUAAAGUGCGCUCUUUUCUGCCAACUUCACAAAUGCUUGCUGAAAUGAAUCUCAAGGAAGGGAGUAACCGCAUCACGUUCACUUUCUUGACAAGAGUGCUCGGCUCACAGCAGGUUGAUGCUCGUAUUUAUUUGUGGAAGUGGAAUACACGUGUUGUUAUUUCCGAUGUGGAUGGCACAAUCACGAAGUCAGAUGUUCUGGGACAGGUGAUGCCUUUAGUAGGAAGGGACUGGACGCAAUCAGGAGUAACCCGCCUUUUUUCUGCUAUUAAGGAAAAUGGCUACGAAGUGAUGUUUUUGAGCGCACGAGCAAUUUCUCAGGCUUACUUGACCCGUCAGUUUCUGUUAAACCUCAAACAGGACGGUGAAGCACUACCAGAUGGACCAGUUGUCAUUUCUCCUGAUGGACUCUUUCCCUCCCUCUAUCGCGAAGUUAUACGAAGGGCCCCUCACGAAUUUAAGAUUGCUUGUCUUCAGGAUAUACGGGAUCUCUUUCCUAAAGACUGUAAUCCCUUCUACGCUGGAUUUGGGAAUCGUGAGACUGAUGAAAUCAGUUAUCUUAAAGUCGGUAUUCCCAAAGGCAAAGUUUUUAUUAUCAAUCCCAAGGGAGAAGUGGCUGUAAACAAUAGAGUGGACGUAAAAUCAUAUACUUCUCUGCACAAACUAGUCGAUGACAUGUUCCCACCUCAGACUUACACAGAGCAGGAGGAUUUUAAUUCUUGGAAUUACUGGAAAAUGCCUCUUCCAGAUAUUGAAGAUGAAUUAAGUGUCAAAAGUGGUUCGAAGCCGAAAAAGACGAAGUGAUUAGAGGAAGUUGAUCAUGAGAGCAGCAAGCGCUCAAAUGGUCUGGAUCAACCUUGGGACCACUGUCAUGCAGUGACUUAGCCUUUGUGAUCUUUCAGAUUGUGUCAAGGUCCCUGAAAGAUUUUGUACAGCAGGUAUGGCCAAUUUCUGCAAAGCUUUGGCCAAAUGCUUGUGAUGAUUUCUUGAGUAGCUUUCAAGAUCAGAAAAUUUGUUCGGGAGUAAGGUGGAAGGAGACUAAGGAGCAUGAGCAGAAGAGGAUAUAAAGUUUCCUUUGAUUUUUAUAGAAAAUCUCACAAAACAAUUGAUUCACUUGUCCCAUACCUUUUAUACUGAUAAUUGUCGGUUUAGAUUGUUCAAUAUCAUAAUGAUCGUUGCCUAAUUUUUGGCAAGCUUCCUUUUACUACAAUUAAUAUGUAAGAUUUUAGACGUAAUUAUUUUCAUAUAUUAUUUGUUGAUUGCCCAU
Physcomitrium patens is the source of this 3716-nucleotide messenger RNA. Its product is annotated as phosphatidate phosphatase PAH1. Gene Ontology annotation, molecular function: phosphatidate phosphatase activity. Gene Ontology annotation, biological process: lipid metabolic process. NCBI's taxonomy places the organism in Eukaryota, Viridiplantae, Streptophyta, Bryopsida, Funariales, Funariaceae. The record is from RefSeq and is a predicted model, not a curated record.